Messenger RNA from Penicillium expansum, 1332 nucleotides. Its product is annotated as Ygr210 GTPase family protein. Gene Ontology annotation, molecular function: GTP binding; ATP hydrolysis activity. The coding region runs from base 1 to 1332 and encodes 443 amino acids. NCBI's taxonomy places the organism in Eukaryota, Fungi, Ascomycota, Eurotiomycetes, Eurotiales, Aspergillaceae. Gene Ontology annotation, cellular component: cytoplasm. The transcript has 9 exons. The record is from RefSeq and is a predicted model, not a curated record.
AUGCCUCGAGAUCCGCUGAUUGGACUGGUGGGCAAGUCGGUAAGUGAACCCAAAUUCAGUUAUAAUCGAUUCGCAAUCCUAAUCAAUUAUGCUCUAAACAGGAAAUUUCCCGUAUGUGCGCCCCGAUUGUUCUACACGAGCAUCUCCACCUUAUCGCAGUUCGUCGCGCAGGCCGUGUUGACACCCGACAGCUUCACAACCAUUGACCCCCAGAGAGCCAUCGGAUACCUUCAAAUUGACUGCCCAUGUCAGCGACACAAUGUUUCAGAUCGGUGCCAGCCCAAUUACGGAGGCUGCCACGAAGGCCGACGUUCCGUGCCGAUUGAGUUGCUAGAUGUCGCAGGUCUUGUGCCAGGUGCGCAUCAGGGUCGCGGACUAGGUAACAAGUUCUUGGACGAUUUGCGUCACGCCGAUGCUCUUAUUCAUGUCGUGGAUGUGAGCGGGACCACGGAUGCUGAAGGAAAGGCUACUCGAGGAUAUGAUCCAUCAGUGGACAUUGAGUGGUUGCGGUCAGAGAUCGUGCGAUGGGUGUUAGGAAACCUGAUGGAGAGGUGGGGUUCUAUCAAGAGGCGACACCAGGCAUUGAAGGCAAACCCCAUCGACACAUUGCAGAAGCAGUUUGCCGGAUAUGGAAGUACCCAUGCCACUGUUGCGCGAUUUAUGGAUAAACUUGCCUUAAAAGAGCCAUUGGAAGAUUGGUCAAAUGAGACGGUAGAGCUUGUUGUUAACGCUUUCAUCGACGAGAAAUUCCCCACGGUGUUCGCAUUGAACAAGAUCGACCACCCAGAUGCAGACAAGAACAUCAGCAAGAUUGCGAAAAUGCAAGAUCCCCAAAGCAUUGUGCUUUGCUCCGCUAUAUCUGAAGUUUUCCUCCGAAAGCUAGCAAAGCAAGAGUAUAUUAAGUACGUCGAGGGCAGUGAGUUUGUCGAUACUCGAGAAGAUUUGAUCGAGAUGGGCGAUCCAGAUGGAGGAGGCCUCAAAGAGAUGGACGAAAAAUUGAAAACUCGGGUUGAGAACAUGAAAGACAUGGUGCUGUAUCGAUUUGGAUCUACCGGAGUCGUCCAAUGUCUUUCCCGAGCGGCAGAGCUUCUAGGCCUCGUACCAGUGUUCCCGGUCCGGAACGUGGCGACAUUCAACUCUGGCACUGGAACUGCCGUAUUCCGCGAUUGUGUUUUGGUCAAUAAAAACAGCACUGUCGGUGAUGUUGCCCGGAAGGUGAUGGGUGAUGUACCUAUCAACUAUGUCGAAGGAGUGGGUGGAACCCGAGUCUCCGAGGAUGACAUUGUGGGAGUUGGGAAAAACGAUAUCCUAUCGUUUAAGGUUGGUCGGUAG